AGUUGGCAUUUUUGCAUACAAACUUGCAAAGAAAGAAAAACUAGUAGUAAGUAAUAAAGAGAGUGGGGCUUUAAACAAUGGCCACUAUUAUUAUUCCUAUUCCAACCAUUAUUAUUUCUUUGGUUAUUCUUUUCCUUUCUACUAAUUGCCAAUGUUUUGCCAAAGUUCAUCAUCCUCCAACUUUGGAACAAGAACAUCACUUUCAUACUGUUGAAGUUAGCUCUCUUCUUCCUGCUACUGAUGAAGAGGGUUGCAAUCCUUCCCCAAAAGGAAUUAAAAAGGGAAAUUCUCUAGAAGUGAGGCAUAAGCAUGGGCCAUGUUCAACAUUGGAGUCAGACAAAGAAAGCCGCACAAUCCACGUUGAAAUUCUAGAAAACGAUGAAAAACGAGUUGACUCAAUUAGGGAGCGAGUCAAGCCUAAAUCGGUGGAAGUUGACUCGGUGACGGACCACAAAAAGGCACCAAAAAAGGACAGAGUUAAACAAAAAGCAGUGGGCCUUCCAGCAAAGUCCGGUAGUACUAUUGGGUCUGGCAAUUUCAUUGUCACUAUUGGCCUUGGUACCCCUAAAAAGGACCUCUCCCUUAUUUUCGAUACAGGUAGUGAUUUCACAUGGACACAAUGUGAACCAUGCAAAAGAAGCUGCUACAAGCAAAAAGACCCCGUGUUCAACCCCUCAGAGUCAUCAACGUACUCGAACAUUACAUGCACCUCGACGCUAUGCUCGGAGGUGAGAUCGGCCACCAGCGCGAAGCCGGGAUGUGCCGGCUCCACAUGCGUUUACGGCAUACAAUAUGGGGACUCAUCCUUCUCGGUUGGAUUCCUUGCUAAGGACACUCUAACUUUGGGCUCCUCCUAUGACACAAUUCCAAACUUUUAUUUUGGAUGUGGUGAGAAUAAUCAAGGCCUUUUUGGUGGGUCUGCUGGGCUUAUUGGGCUUGGUAGAAACCAAUUGUCCGUUAUGUCACAAUGUGCUACCAAAUAUGGUCAAGUUUUCUCUUAUUGUUUGCCUUCCAAGGCAAGCUCUACCGGUCAUCUCACCUUUGGUAAAGGGGGCACGAGUUCAAAGUCGAUCACGUACACACCUCUCCUAUCAGGGUCAGCAGGAGCAUCCUUCUAUUUCAUAGACCUACAAGGCAUGUCAGUUGGUGGCCAAAAACUUUCAAUCCAACCCACAGUCUUUACACAAGGUGGAGUCCUAAUCGACUCCGGUACCGUGAUCACCCGUCUACCACCAGAUGCAUACACAGCAUUACAAACUGCCUUCAACAAGGCCAUGUCCAAGUACCCUAAAGCCCCUGCCCUAUCGAUCCUCGAUACAUGCUUCGACCUCAGCAAAUAUACCACAGUCACAGUGCCUAAGAUUGGGCUUCAGUUCGGUGGUAAGGCCGAAAUCGUGUUACCUGCAGCAGGGAUUUUCUAUGUGAAGGAUCUCUCACAAGUUUGCCUUGCAUUUGCUGGAAAUGGAGAUGCAAGUGAUGUUGGAAUUUUAGGAAAUGUUCAGCAACUUACUUUUGAUAUUGUUUAUGAUGUUGCUGGUAGUAAGCUUGGGUUUGGGCCUGGUGGGUGUGUCUAACAAAGAAGAAAAUCAUACUAUUAUAUACUUAUAUUAUAUAGUUUGAUUUGAUAACAUUACUCGAUGCUUUGUAGUUAAAUUAAUUAGUGCAAGGAGAAUCCUUGCAAUUUGUCAUUUCUAUGUAUUUGUAAAUGUAUUUGCCUUUUAAAUCAUCAAUGAAGUUUCAAAAAAAGAAAUCAAGACAAAAAAAAAUUAUGUA
Messenger RNA from Chenopodium quinoa (quinoa), 1773 nucleotides. Its product is annotated as aspartyl protease family protein At5g10770-like. The record is from RefSeq and is a predicted model, not a curated record. Bases 78 to 1574 code for a protein of 498 amino acids. Gene Ontology annotation, biological process: proteolysis. The transcript is spliced from 4 exons. Gene Ontology annotation, molecular function: aspartic-type endopeptidase activity. NCBI's taxonomy places the organism in Eukaryota, Viridiplantae, Streptophyta, Magnoliopsida, Caryophyllales, Amaranthaceae.